This is a messenger RNA of Elephantulus edwardii (Cape elephant shrew), 4068 nucleotides long. It is a transcript of the gene KIF24, whose product is annotated as kinesin family member 24. Gene Ontology annotation, biological process: microtubule-based movement. Lineage: Eukaryota; Metazoa; Chordata; Mammalia; Macroscelidea; Macroscelididae. The transcript is spliced from 12 exons. Gene Ontology annotation, molecular function: microtubule motor activity; ATP binding; microtubule binding. The record is from RefSeq and is a predicted model, not a curated record. Bases 1 to 4068 code for a protein of 1355 amino acids.
AUGACGUCCUGGUUGUAUGAAUGUCUUUGUGAAGCUGAGCUUGCACAGUAUUAUCCUCAUUUUACUGCUCUUGGCCUGCAGAAAAUAGAUGAAUUAGCCAAGGUUACAAUGAAGGACUACUCCACACUGGGAGUCCAUGACAUGAAUGACCGCAAACGUCUCUUCCAACUUAUCAAAAUUAUUAAGAUUAUGCAGGAAGACGAUAAAGCGAUCAGUAGCCCAGAGCAUCCUCGUCAGACAAGGAGCCUGUGCACUAAACCUCAGAAACCCAAGCCUGGCCCUCGCAGGCAACUACAUUUUGAUUCUCCUGAUGACAAAGACAGAACUGCCAGCAGUGGUAGAUUUGAAACGUGCACUUUAUCUGAUUUCUCAGCAAAUGAACGGAAUUCCAGUUGCCUAAAAGUGCUGGAGAACAUUUUACCAAAUGGUUCCCAGUAUCAUACAAAAACAAGACUUCUUAAUGCUACAGCUGCGAAUUCCUACCUACAAACAGAAAGGAACACUCCACUCUGUUCAUCAAGUAAUUUUUCUUCAAUACUAGGGCAUUGUGAUGUUCCCAUUAUUCAGAGGGUCUCUCAUGUUUCAGGGUAUAACUAUGGAAUCCCUCAUUCUUGUAUCAGACAGAAUACCUCAGAGGAAGAGAAUCCUUGGACUGAAAUGGAGAAAAUUAGAGUUUGUGUUCGAAAACGACCUCUUGGCAUGAGAGAGGUACGUCGUGGAGAAAUUAAUAUUAUUACGGUAGAAGACAAAGAAACUCUACUGGUUCAUGAGAAGAAAGAAGCAGUUGACCUCACACAAUACAUUCUGCAGCACGUUUUUUAUUUUGAUGAAGUCUUUGGUGAGGCAUGCACUAAUCGGGAUGUAUACUUGAAGACUACUUAUCCACUCAUUCAGCAUAUUUUCAACGGAGGCAAUGCUACUUGUUUUGCAUAUGGACAGACAGGUGCUGGAAAGACCUAUACUAUGAUAGGAAAUCAUCAGAACCCUGGACUGUAUGCUCUGGCUGCCAAAGAUAUCUUCAGACAACUAGAAGUGUCCCAGCCAAGAAGGCACCUCUUUGUGUGGAUAAGCUUCUAUGAAAUCUACUGUGGACAGCUUUAUGACCUCCUAAAUCGAAGAAAAAGGCUCUUUGCACGAGAAGAUAACAAGCAUGUAGUACAGAUAGUGGGACUUCGAGAGCUUCAGGUGGAUAGUGUGGAGCUUCUUUUAGAGGUUAUCUUAAAGGGCAGCAAGGAGCGCAGCACUGGAGCUACUGGAGUUAAUGCAGAUUCCUCCCGCUCCCAUGCUAUCAUCCAAAUUCAGAUCAAAGAUUCAGCCAAGAGGACAUUUGGCAGGAUUUCUUUUAUUGACUUGGCUGGCAGUGAAAGAGCAGCAGAUGCCAGAGACUCAGAUAGACAGACAAAGAUGGAAGGCGCAGAAAUAAACCAGAGUCUUCUGGCUCUGAAGGAAUGUAUCCGAGCACUGGAUCAGGAACACACUCAUACUCCCUUCAGGCAAAGCAAGUUGACUCAGGUCCUGAAGGACUCUUUCAUUGGUAAUGCCAAAACCUGCAUGAUUGCCAACAUCUCACCAAGCCACAUGGCCACUGAGCACACUCUGAACACUUUGCGCUAUGCUGACCGGGUGAAAGAACUAAAGAAAGGCUUAAAGUGCUGUGCUGCAGCUGCCAGUCGAAAUAGGACUUCUGGAAACAACUCUCCAAAGAGAAUUCAAAACUCACCUGUGGCCGUGCAGGAGGACAAGUGUUCUCCCAAAAAAGUCAAGCUCGGGCUUCAGCAAUCACUCUCAGGGGCACCUGGUUCCAUGAGAGGGAAGGCCCAGCCUCUAGCUGGUCACUCACCCAACAUCCCGAUUGCUUCUGUACCUAAGGCCCCUGGCAAAAGAGGCGGCUCCAGAGGGUGUCCUCCGCAAAGGUGGGUUGUUCAGACCAGCCCUGCCAGAGGAACCACGAAGUCUGGACAGUUGGCCAACAAAAAGGAAGAAGAGUCAGCACGAUUUUCCUCUGUGAAGAAUCAAAUUGGCAACAAAGCUGCCCUGGAGUGGGGCAGCAGGACCCCUGGGCCGGGAGGAGACCCAGUCCUUGGAAAAAGGCCUGCCCAGUGCAAGAAAGUCCAGACUGUACAGCCAGUGCAGAAGCAGCUUGUGCCCCACGCUGAGCGCUCCUCUGGUGACACCCACCACUUGGCAGAACACAAUCAGGACAGCAAGGAGGCCACACUUACCAGUCCUGGCCCCGAGGCGUGGACAAACAUCCCUCCACGUCAGAAAGAGAGAGAGGAGCAUCUGCGCUUUUACCACCAGCAGUUUCAGCAGCCACCUCUCCUCCAGCAGAAACUGAAGUACCAGCCACUGGAAAGGUUUUUAUGCCAGUACCAAGCCAAGGAUGGUCAGCUGCCUAGUGAGACCUCCCCACCAUUACGUGCUCACGCAGAGAGCUGUGACGGAGCCCCCACUGAAGACCUGGAUGACAGCGAUUUCAGUGAGGAUUCAUUUUCACAUGUUUCCAGUCAGAGGACCACUAAGCAAAGAAACACCCUGGAGAGUAGUGAAGACUCCUUCUUCCUUCAUCAGCGGGAACAGACUCCUGAGGAGAGGGCAGCUGAAAGGCAGCAGAGUCUGUCUUUUAGCCUCAGGACAGAUGGUGAUGAGAAGGAUCUAACUGAAAGUUGGAGGUGCUCAUGGGAUCCCCGAGGCCCCCGAACAGCAGUCCUCAGUCAUGGCUGUCCAAGUCAGGUGGCUUUGGAGUGGAGCAGAGAGGAGGGCUCGAGCUCCACAGUGAUCUCUCCCCGAGGCAACCUGGCAGAGAAGCCUUACAGUUCGCAGGUAGAUCUUAUAUAUAACCAAAAAAGGGGUGGAGGCUCAGCCUUUAAUCUCAGUCAGGAUUCAUUUACCAGUAUUCUUCCUGGACAGGUGGAGGGCUGCUCACCACCACCAGAGGAGAGGUUCAUUGUCUCACUGUCCCACACUGCAGUUCCUGGGUCCCCAGACCAAAGAGAUAGAGACACUGUCUCUGCACCAUCGAGAGGAGUCAGCAAAGACAGCCCAACUCCAGUGAUGAGAACAGUGAAAGAGAGUGCCCCUUUCCAAGGAGAAGACUCUGGAGAAGAACCAAGCUCAUGCUCUGAAUAUGCUUCAGGUCUCAUGGCUCCCCUCUCUGUGUCCCUCCUGGAGAACCCAGACAAUGAAGGCUCAUCUCUGUUGGGGAAGCUGGUCCCAGAUGCGGCUGCCCGCAGUCUGGAGGCAGAGGGCUGCACAGUGCCAUCUGGUGAUCAAGAGGCAGUCUCACCAGCAUCUAUGGCAAUGAGGCACCUGUGGCUGUCUUCUUCUCCUCCAGACAAUAAGCCUGGUGGUGAUCUUCCGGCUCUGUCUCCGUCACCCAUCCGUCAAUACCCCCCUGACAAGCUGCUCAACGAAGACCCUGACCUGGGAGAGGACUGCCGGGGCAAGGAGGUUACACUCUUCUCUUGGGACCAUGUCAGUAGUGAGCUGUCUGUUGCUGACGCCGAAGAGGCAGAACUGGGCAGGUCCUGGAGUUUUCCAGGAAGGCCCUUCCCCACCACACACAUUGGGAGAUCUCGCUCUGGGCCAACAUUUCCCCAGCAGACAGGAAGGAGUGAUGUGGCCAAUCAGCUCUGGAACCAGGAGAGAAAACUUCUGACAGGACAGUGUUGGCAGGAGCAGGCUUCGUCCACAGACCCCAGCAAGCUGGCCUCCUACAAGGACAAAUACAGGCUGAUUCCAAGGAACUUAUCAAGACUGAGCUCUGCCCUGGUCCCUAGCUGUUCUGCUGAGAUUGUAGAGACACUCCAUGCGCCCACCCUGGGGCAAGCACAGCAGGUGGUGAUCCAAGCACAUCAGGAACAGAUGGAUGAAAUGGCUGAGCUGGGCUUUAAAGAGGAGACGCUGAUGAGCCAGCUGACUUGUAAUGAUUUUGAAGAUUUUGUGACCCAGCUGGACGAAAUCAUGGCUCUGAAAUCCAAGUGCAUCCAGAGUUUGAGGAGCCAAUUGCAGCUCUAUCUGGCUUGUCAUAGACCAGCUGCAGCCUCUGAAAGGACAGCAGUGUCCUAG